AUGCAAAGCUUUCUGAAGGAACACACCGCUUACGAUGUUCUGCCCGUCAGCUAUCGUCUUGUCGUGUUUGAUACUCGACUACUCGUCAAAAAGGCAUUGGAAUCCCUCGUUCAGAACGGCAUUGUGUCGGCACCUCUUUGGUCCAGCGAAGAACAAAAGUUUGCGGGUAUGCUCACGGUAGCCGAUUUCAUCAAUCUUAUUCAGUACUACUAUACCCACAGCUCCGUCGACGAAGCAUUACGGGAAAUUGAAAAGUUCGAAUUGGGUCAUCUGCGGAAUGUCGAACGACAAGUAGGAGCACCCGCACCCCAAAUGCUGUCGAUGGAUCCCAUGGUCACACUGUAUGAUGCUUGUCGUAUGCUGGCAGAAAGUCGAGCGCAUCGUGUACCGCUUCUAGAUCGCGAAUCGGAAACCGGUCCAGAAAUGAUCGUCAGCGUUAUUACACAGUAUCGUCUUUUGAAAUUCAUUGCCGUCAACUUCAAACACACUCGAGUAUUACGACAACCGUUAUCGGAGCUCAAGAUCGGAACUUAUGAACACAUUGCUACGGCACACAUGUCCACGCCCGUGAUACAAGUCAUCAAUAUGUUUGUCGAUCAAAAUAUUAGUGCCGUACCAAUUGUUGAUGAGGAUGGUGUUGUUCUGAAUGUGUAUGAGACGAUCGAUGUCAUGAGUAUAGCAAGGGCUGGAAGGUAUCAUGAAUUAGAUAUUGCGGUAGGGGAAGCCAUGCAAGCGCGUCCAAAGGAGUAUCCUGGCGUUCACACCUGCACGUUGAAUGAUACGUUAUACUCUAUUUUCCGUACCAUUCGAAAACAACGAGUGUAUCGCCUAAUAGUAGUGGAUCAGGACAAUCGACUUAUCGGAAUUGUCAGCUUGUCCAACAUUCUGGGCUAUCUUGUGGGUUACAAGGGCUAA
Molecule: messenger RNA, 915 nt
Organism: Radiomyces spectabilis
Lineage: Eukaryota; Fungi; Mucoromycota; Mucoromycetes; Mucorales; Radiomycetaceae
Exons: 6
Coding region: 1-915 (304 amino acids)
Source: RefSeq, a predicted model, not a curated record